Messenger RNA from Syzygium oleosum, 1225 nucleotides. Its product is annotated as beta-glucosidase 18-like. Gene Ontology annotation, biological process: carbohydrate metabolic process. Gene Ontology annotation, molecular function: beta-glucosidase activity. Bases 71 to 1225 code for a protein of 384 amino acids. NCBI's taxonomy places the organism in Eukaryota, Viridiplantae, Streptophyta, Magnoliopsida, Myrtales, Myrtaceae. The transcript has 10 exons. The record is from RefSeq and is a predicted model, not a curated record.
AUAUAAACCCCACCACGCCCCUCUUAUUCUAAUCCACAAAACCCAAGAAAAAGAAAAGGAACAGAAAAGGAUGAGAUCACGAGCUUGUUCUGUUUUUCUUCUUCCUCUUCGUCUUCUAUUGAUGCAUGGUCUCUUCUUGCCACUCACAAGCUCAAGAACCACCGUCCACAGAGGCCAAUUCCCUCCCUCCUUCUUGUUUGGCACUGCCACCUCCUCUUUCCAGAUUGAAGGGGCCUACCGGCAAGGUAACAAAAGCCUCAGCAAUUGGGAUGUCUUCUCACAUAUACCAGGCCAAAUAGAAGAUGGAAGCAACGCUGAUGUGGCGGACGAUCACUAUAAUCUCUUUUUGGAAGAUAUAGAGUUGAUGCAUGAUCUCGGGGUGGAUGCAUACAGAUUCUCCAUAGCUUGGUCUAGAGUUCUUCCUAAAGGAAGAUUUGGGGAGGUCAAUUCAGAAGGCAUUGAGUUCUACAACAGUAUCAUUGAUGUCCUUCUGGUCAGAGGUAUAAAGCCGUUUGUGACGUUGAACCAUUACGACAUUCCACAAUUGCUAGAAGACCGGUAUGGUUCGUGGUUGAGUUCCGAAAUACAGCUGGACUUUGGCUACUUUGCACGAGUCUGUUUCGAAGCUUUCGGAGAUAGAGUGACAUAUUGGACCACAUUCAACGAGCCUAACGUGUUCAUCUAUGAAGGUUACGUCUCGGGAACUUACCCGCCCGGCCGGUGCUCCUACCCGUUUGGCAAUUGCUCCCACGGCGACUCCGCUCUCGAACCCUACAUUGCGACCCACAAUCUGGUGUUGUCCCAUGCCACGGCCGCUGAAAUUUACCGGAAGUAUUACCAGGAAAAGCAAGGAGGAAUGAUUGGGAUAGUGAUUUCGGCUACAUGGUUCGAGCCAUACGACGACACUCCAGCCGAUCGUCUCGCUGUCUGGCGUUCUUUAGCUUUCUAUUUUGCAUGGUUUGUAGACCCUUUAGUAUAUGGAGAUUACCCGCCCGAGAUGCGUCAAGUCUUAGGAUCGAGAUUGCCAACGUUUUCGGCGGAGGAGCGGAAGAAACUCCUCGAGGUGAAGUUGGAUUUCAUCGGAGUAAAUCACUACACGACUCUUUAUGUGAAAGACUGCAUGUUCUCUUCAUGCACUUCGCCUUACUCUUUGGGGGACGCAUUGGCUGAGCGUCGACGCCUUGGUUCGGGUACAAAUUGUGAAUUUGGCGGGAGAAACUUGUGA